GAAUCUAAAUCUAAACUUUCUAUGCCUAUUUAACCUCUCUCCUGCGAGCAAACUCUUAAGUCUCUCUUCAUCUCAAUCUCUUCUGUUGCGAGGUUGAGAGCUUUAAUCAUAUUAUACAUAGUGUUACAUAAAGAUAUAAAUAAGAAUAUGGGGACGAAUAUAGUUUUGGUGGUUGGUUUGAUCUGCGCUGUGUUUGCGUUUGUAGGAGCACAACAACCUCCAACCACCUCUCCAGCACCACCCACUCCUCCGGCUAAUACUCCACCAACCACUCCGCAAGCUUCUCCUCCACCGACCACUCCUCAAGCUUCUCCUCCACCAGUUCAGUCUUCUCCUCCACCUGUUCAGUCUUCUUCUCCCCCACCUGCUCAAUCUUCUCCGCCUCCUGUUCAAUCCUCACCUCCACCAGCUCAGUCUCCUCCACCGGUUCAAUCUUCUCCUCCACCUGUAGCCACUCCACCACCUGUUCCUGCUUCCCCUCCUCCAGCUCCAGUUACUCCUCCACCUGCCUCCCCACCACCUGCCUCUCCUCCUCCAUUCUCUCCUCCACUUGCCACUCCACCUCCCGCAACUCCUCCACCUGCCACUCCUCCUCCAGCACUCACACCAACUCCCCUCUCAUCUCCUCCAGCAACUACUCCAGCUCCAGCUCCUGCCAAGCUUAAGAGUAAAGCUCCUACAGUGGCACCCGUAACCUCACCAUCAGAAGCUCCCGCUCCUGGUCCUGGUCUCUCCUCCCUCUCUCCCGCUGUCUCUCCCGCCGGUAACGAUGAUAGUGGGGCAGAAAGCUUGUUGUCACAGAAGAUGGUUGGAUUAGUAUUUGGAUGUGCUUUCCUAUCCUUGAUGUUCUAGAUAUACCUCUCUCUUCAGACUGCAGAUUGCUACUUUUACCUCUAUAUAUAGUAUUUUGUGAUGUGAUAUGGGAGUUUAUUACAUUGUUUGUAUUCUUGGGACAUUCAUUUCAGGGGAGGUUUUGUAUUAAUUGAGGACACUUAUUUUGUAUCUCACUACUAUUACUAUUAGUCUAUCCAUUCGUUGUUUUCUUUGAGUA
Molecule: messenger RNA, 1051 nt
Organism: Vicia villosa (hairy vetch)
Lineage: Eukaryota; Viridiplantae; Streptophyta; Magnoliopsida; Fabales; Fabaceae
Product: classical arabinogalactan protein 9-like
Exons: 2
Coding region: 148-852 (234 amino acids)
Cellular component (GO): plasma membrane
Source: RefSeq, a predicted model, not a curated record